GACUCCAUUUGGAUCAUGACCCAGAUUGAAAUAUGACUCUGGUCUGAUGUAUGGCCCAAAACAUUGUUCAGACUUGGGUCUUCGGGUUGCUCGUUGCGGGGGUUUGGCCGGCGCGCAUAGUGAUAAUAGCUGUCAAGUAGCCGUUACGUUGCUGAUAUUGACAGUUGACUUUCUCCAACUCCAAAAGCAUUUACACGAUGUCGUUUUGAUGCCGAAGAAAGAAGAAUUGUCUUUUUCCUCCAUUGACGCUUGCCUUCCAGUUCCAUGUUCUCCUUCUUCUUGCCUUCUCUCUCUGAACCGCAAUGGCUGCGAAAGCUUCAACCGUCUCUCCAUCGCAAACCCUAAACGCCCCAACGCAAUGAAAGCCCAAAUAAAAAGACUUCCUGAACCAUCUCGAAGCUUACCUCGCUUAGCGAGACGGCGUCUACAAGCCCGCAAAAUCUUUCGUUACGCUACCAAGUACCAAGAUCAUAUUAGUCGAAAGGUUCAACUAAGUAGCCGUCUCAAGAGCUUCGAGUCAAGCGUCGGACUGAGUCGGAAAGCAUUUCGACUCGGGAAAUUCGUUCAGCACAUCAACGCUUUGAGAAAUUAACUCCAAUUUGGAUGUUUAAGCAAGAGAUUUCACCACAAUUAUGGCCUAGGGUGGCGAGGGUUUGAACUAUUUCAUUGAACGGUUUAUUUGGUUGGCUAAAUCAGGAUUAAUCAACGCUAGACAUUCCCGCAAUUUACAAGAGAUAAGUGCUUGGGCUGAGUUUCUUGGGUACAUCGGAAGUAUAAGCCAUAAGUUUAGGUUUAAAGAUGAUAUAAUGAGGAUGAGGCGUGUUUGGAAUCGAGAGGAGUUGGUGUAAGGAAGAAGAUGAAAGGAAGAGGAAAUUGAGAGAAAAGAAAUUGAUGAAGCAAACUUUCAGUUGUUCAAGAUUUGGCUGAUGUGUUAAUGGCAUUGGCUGAUAGUCAAGACGGUAAAGGAAGCUUUGACAUAAGUUAAAUUCGAUCUCGUUUGUUAUCAUGCAUGAAUGUUUGGAGUGACGCGAGUGUUAGAACCAGGGCUGUUUUUGAGGCAUUCUAUUUGUAGACUCAAUUCUCCAGCCUGAGCCCAAGGUUUACUCAA
This is a messenger RNA of Durio zibethinus, 1108 nucleotides long. Lineage: Eukaryota; Viridiplantae; Streptophyta; Magnoliopsida; Malvales; Malvaceae. The record is from RefSeq and is a predicted model, not a curated record.